UACGCACUUAUCUCCCCUGAAGAAAAAUAAUACACGUUCGUUCUUCUGUCAACAUGGCAGCCCCUGGUAUACUUCCAAACCGAUAUGUAAACGGGGUACCCGUCCCCACAUCAAGAAAGACAUUAAGAAUGAAAGAGAAAUACAUUAUCUUGUUGGUAUUCAUCACAUUCGGAACUGUUUGUUUUGGUGCUUUUAUGUACCUACCAGACAUGAGAGAUCGAGCUCGAGUGGACUCACUUCGGGGACAAUUUCGUGAUGUUAUAGUACCACAUCAUGGAGGGGUGGGGAAAAUAGUACAUGACAACGAUGGUAUUGAUAUCCAUGUAAUAAAGGACAGAGCGCAAUUAGGUCAAAAAAUAGAAAUGGACAUGGCCGAACAGAAAAGAAUUGUUAAAGUUGGAGAAAAAUUGAACAUGUCCAAAGAUGAUACACUUGGGUUUAAACAAAAUAUUGAGAAAGACAAAGAGAGAGUACGACAACAGAAGAAGGAGGAGGAAGUUAAAAAGCGACAAUCAGAGAUGGAAAAGCUGAAGGAGAUAAAACCAGAACAUCCAGGCGGAGAGGGCGCUCAAGGAGGUGCACCAUCUGAAGAAGAUGUUCUAGAAAAAAGAAAUGCAGUAAAAGAGAUGAUGAGACAUGCUUGGGCUAAUUAUAAGAAGCAUGCCUGGGGUUCAAAUGAAUUGAGACCGAUAUCACACAGAGGACACAGUGCCAGUAUAUUUGGAACGCUGAAUUUAGGCGCCACUAUAGUUGAUGCUGCUGAUACACUGUAUAUCAUGGAGAUGAUGGAGGAGUAUAAAGUAGCAAGGGAUUGGAUUGCUGAAAAUCUGAACUUUGAAGGCUCUUCAGAGUUGUCUGUAUUUGAAACAAACAUUAGAUUUGUUGGAGGAUUGCUGGCUCUCUAUGCCUUAACUGGUGAUAAGAUGUAUAAAGAAAAAGUUGUUAAAAUAGCAGAUAAAUUAUUGCCAGCAUUUAAUACGCCAUCAGGAAUACCAAACUCCAUGGUAAAUGUCAGAACAGGUGGAUCAAGAAACUGGGGUUGGGCUUCAGGUGGUUGUUCUAUUUUGGCAGAAUUUGGAUCCUUUCAUUUAGAAUUUGUUUAUCUAUCUGAAAUAACUGGUAAUCCAAUUUACAAAGAAAAGGUUGAUAAGAUUAGAGAAGUAUUAAACCAGAUAGAAAAACCUGAUGGACUGUAUCCAAACUAUCUGAAUCCAAAAACAGGGAGAUGGGGCCAGCAACAUGUUGCUAUAGGAGCACUUGGAGACAGUUUUUAUGAAUAUUUGAUAAAGUCAUAUGUACAGUCUGGAAACAAAGAUGAACUUGCAAAAAAAAUGUACUUUGAUGCAGUUAAAGCAAUGGAGAAGAAAAUGUUACAAAAAUCUAAAAGUGGAAUGGUUUACUUAGCAGAAUAUAAAUCUGGAAGACUAGAGCAUAAAAUGGACCAUUUAGGCUGCUUCUGUGGUGGUAUGUUUGCUUUGGGUGCUGAAUAUUCAGAUGAUAAAGCCAAAUACAUGAAACUAGGAGCUGAUAUAGCACACACCUGCCAUGAGUCUUACGACAGAUCAGCCACAAAACUAGGACCAGAGGCAUUCAGAUUUGAUGGACAGACAGAAGCCAAAUCUAUUAGACAGAAUGAGAAAUAUUAUAUAUUAAGACCAGAAGUAGUAGAAACUCACUUUUAUAUGUGGAGAUUUACAAAAGAACAAAAAUACAGAGAUUGGGCUUGGGAGGCUGUUAAUGCAUUAAACAAGAAUUGUAAAGUAGACGGUGGAUUUACAGGAAUAAGAGAUGUAUACCAGGAACAUGGGUCACAGGAUGACGUCCAGCAAAGUUUCUUUUUAGCAGAAACUUUAAAAUAUUUAUAUCUGACAUUCUCAGAAGAUACAGUUAUACCAUUAAAUAAAUGGGUAUUUAAUACAGAGGCCCAUCCAUUACCCAUACAGGGAGCAAAUACUGUCAAGGAAAUACAAUCGUGAAAAGAAAAAGAAAAUAAUUAGGUUUAACUAAUUUAUAAAAUGAAAGGGAGACAAUGAAAGUAAUUGUCUCCCUUUGGGUCAAUAUGUUUCCAUAUGAUAUUGAGAUACAGUUAUACCUUUAUUUCCAUUGAAUAGAAUUACCAUAGCAUGGAUUUUAUGACAGACAAAAUCAAUUGAUUAUGUUUUCUGAUUUUAAUAGUGUAAUUUUGUAAUAAACAAAUUUACUAACUGUAUAUUCAGAAAUAGUAAGUUGAUUUUAUAAAUGAAAACACUUUUUGACAGAAUUAAUAUAUCAAUUAUUAAAAGGCACCUUUUAUAAUUUUUUUGAAAGUAGGGCAUGUUUAUGAAAAAUAUUAAUACAUGUUGUGUUUUGGACAAAGCAGUGUUACUAACAAAUUAAUCCAUUGAAUUCUAGAUUUACUACAUUGAUGCAUAUAAAUAUAAAUAUCAGGUAUAGACUGUUCCAAAAUUAAUGUAGGUGGUGUAAGGGUGGGAAGAGCUCAAAUUUAUCAAGUGUGGGGGGGUGUAAUUUCCUAAAUAUUUGUUAGAUCUAUAAUAAGAAUUACAACUUUUAUAUUAUGAGGUGAGGGUUUAAAAAAGUGCCUCCUUUACCCGCCAUUCAUUUAAUUUUGGAACAGCCCUAAAGGUUUAAAUAAAGUUUUGUCUUUAGAUUAUGUUAAAGGAAAAUUUAAUUAAGUUCAGUUUAUAGUUUGAAAUAUCAUAAGUAUAAAUUCAUGUAAAUAUUUUUUUUAUUUAAACAGAUUUUAAAUAAAAUGGUCUGUAGUAAAUUAUUUAUAAUCAUGAACAAGAGAAGAUAUAGUUUGUCUUUUCUAUGAGUGUAAUAAUGUAAUGUUGAUCCUGCUGGAAGGAAUACAGUUUUGCAGAAUUUAAAUCUCAUGAUUAAUUUUAGUUUGUUAUAAGAGAAAAAUUGGUAGGAAUGUAAGAUAUUUGUUUUGUAUU
Mytilus trossulus (common blue mussel) is the source of this 2936-nucleotide messenger RNA. Its product is annotated as mannosyl-oligosaccharide 1,2-alpha-mannosidase IA-like. Bases 54 to 1976 code for a protein of 640 amino acids. Gene Ontology annotation, biological process: mannose trimming involved in glycoprotein ERAD pathway; carbohydrate metabolic process. NCBI's taxonomy places the organism in Eukaryota, Metazoa, Mollusca, Bivalvia, Mytilida, Mytilidae. The record is from RefSeq and is a predicted model, not a curated record. Gene Ontology annotation, cellular component: Golgi membrane; endoplasmic reticulum. The transcript has 11 exons. Gene Ontology annotation, molecular function: mannosyl-oligosaccharide 1,2-alpha-mannosidase activity; calcium ion binding.